UUUGUCAACAUUUUAAACUGAAACACACCCAGAAAAAAACCCACAAAAUCUGGACAAAUGGGUUCCGAAACAAUGUCCAAAAUUCCUGUUAUUGAUUUAUGUAGCGAAAACCUGAAGCCUGGUUCAAGCGCUUGGCUUUCUGCUUGCAAUGAUAUCAGGAAAGCAUUUGAAGAAUAUGGCUGUAUGGAAGUAUUAUACAAUAUUAAUAUUGAAUUUCAUAACCAAGUUCUUUCUGCUCUUCAAGAAUUGUUUCAGCUUCCUCAAGAGAUCAAAAUGAAAAAUGUAAACCCUAAGCCUGCUCAUGGCUACAUGGGCAAGAUCUCCACUUUCCCUAUUCAUGAAGGAUUGGGGAUAGAAUUCGCAACCAUUAAAGAUGAGUGUCAAAAGUUCACUAAUCUCAUGUGGCCUGAUGGAAACGAUAAUUUCUGUGAGACUGUUCACUCCUAUGCAAAACUGGUGGCUGAGCUACAGGAGCUGUUGGUGAGAAUGCUGUGUGAAAGUUAUGGAAUAGAUAAGCACAGCGAGUCUCGUAACAAAUCGACUACUUAUCUUCUACGUUUAUUGAAAUAUAGAAGAUCACAGGCAGAGACUAAUCUUGGUUUCAAAGGUCAUACAGAUAAGAGUUUUAUCUCUAUACUUCACCAGAAUCAUGUUAAGGGUUUGGAGAUAAGAACAAAAGAUGGAGAGUGGAUUUCUUAUGAACCUUCUUCAUUUUCUUCGUUCGCAGUCGUUGCUGGUGAUGCAUGCAUGGCAUGGAGCAAUGACAGAAUAAAAUCAUGUUACCACAGAGUGACAGUGGGUGGUGAAGAAGUUCGAUAUGCUUUAGGGCUAUUUUCAUUCUUGACUGGGUUGAUUAAUCCACCGGAGGAGCUAGUGGAUGAAGAACACCCAUUAGCAUAUAAGCCAUUUGAACAUCAAGGCCUUCUUGAUUUUUAUGUGGCAAAUAAUGCUCAAAACAAAGGAGAGAGCAACAUGGUCAAAACCUAUUGUGGAGUUUAAUUAUUAAUUAAGAGUGUUUCUGAAUUUUCAAUAUGUAGAAAAGAAAAUUAAUAAUUAGUUUAUAUGCGUGUCUUUGACUAUUUGGCAACUGUAUUACAUAUAUAUUUGCCAAUUGUGGCUUAAUUUUCAAAUUUGGUUUCUAUA
This is a messenger RNA of Jatropha curcas, 1143 nucleotides long. Its product is annotated as putative 2-oxoglutarate-dependent dioxygenase AOP1. Lineage: Eukaryota; Viridiplantae; Streptophyta; Magnoliopsida; Malpighiales; Euphorbiaceae. The record is from RefSeq and is a predicted model, not a curated record.